This is a messenger RNA of Rhineura floridana, 999 nucleotides long. Its product is annotated as olfactory receptor 13G1-like. The record is from RefSeq and is a predicted model, not a curated record. Bases 1 to 999 code for a protein of 332 amino acids. The transcript has a single exon. Gene Ontology annotation, molecular function: olfactory receptor activity; G protein-coupled receptor activity. Gene Ontology annotation, cellular component: membrane. Gene Ontology annotation, biological process: G protein-coupled receptor signaling pathway. Lineage: Eukaryota; Metazoa; Chordata; Lepidosauria; Squamata; Rhineuridae.
AUGAAUGAACUAACAAAAUACUAUUUAUCUAUCUCGGUCUUCAGCAUCAAACACAUUGAAAUAAGGAACCAGUCAGCUGUAUUUAUGCUGAGUGGUUUAACAAGUUCACCUGAACUGCAGACACUUCUCUUUCCAUUCUUCAUAUUCAUAUACGCCAUGGCACUGGCAGGGAACUCCCUCCUCAUCUUUACCAUAUGUACUUGCAGGAAACUCCACACUCCCAUGUACUUCCUGCUCAUCAAUUUGUCCUUAGUGAAUGUAUUCUCCAUCUCAGUUACAACUCCUAAGUUGCUCCAGACUCUUUGGACCCACAGAAAGACCAUCUCUUUUUAUGGAUGCAUCGCUCAAGUGUAUUUGUUCAUAUGGCUAUUGGUAACAGAACUUCUGAUUCUCACAUGUAUGGCUUUUGACCGCUAUGCUGCUAUCUGUCAACCUUUACGGUAUACAAACAUCAUGAGGAAGGAACUGUGUGUUAGCAUUGCCACUGGAGUGUGGGUCAUAGGGAUGAUCAAUUCUGCAGUUCAUGCUGGACUUGUGCUGCAACUGUCUUUCUGCAACUCUAACAUCAUCAAUCAUUUCUUCUGUGAUUUCCCCCCGCUUUUAAAACUCUCAUGUUCUGACACCAGCCUGAAUGAGACUAUGGCUUUUGUGGCAGAUGUGGUCUUUGGGAUCGGUAGCUGUGGGUUGACCUUAACAUCUUAUUGUUUUAUUCUGAGAGCUAUCUUCCGGAUUCAUUCCACUGAAGGGAAGAAGAAAGCUUUUUCCACAUGUUCCUCACAUCUAAUUGUAGUUAGUUUUUAUUUUUCCGCCGUCAUCUACACAUACAUCAGGCCCACCUCUGUCUACUCUCUAGACAAAGACAAGGUCAUUUCUCUCCUUUAUUCAGUGGUACCCCCAGUUGUUAACCCUGUCAUAUAUUCUUUGAGAAACAAGGAAGUUAAAGAUUCACUCAAGGCAAUUAUUGGUAGAGGGAGGCUGUUCCCAAGAACUCAAGACUGA